Podospora bellae-mahoneyi is the source of this 2354-nucleotide messenger RNA. RefSeq lists its product as uncharacterized. Gene Ontology annotation, biological process: proteolysis. Lineage: Eukaryota; Fungi; Ascomycota; Sordariomycetes; Sordariales; Podosporaceae. The record is from RefSeq and is a predicted model, not a curated record. The transcript has 2 exons. The coding region runs from base 676 to 2172 and encodes 498 amino acids. Gene Ontology annotation, molecular function: aspartic-type endopeptidase activity.
AACAACUGGGGUAUCUAUUCAGCCCCUGCGGGGUUAAGAUGCCAAACAUGGUUCUCUCUCCUGGGCAUCGUCAACAACAGAGCACCCUUCUAUGCGAAAGAGUUUUCCUGAGUAUCACGUAUUCGGGCUCUUUACCCUCUGUUAAACCAUCGCGCAACUCCUGCUCAAUUCUGCACUCAUGCCAGAGAUGCAGUGCAUCGAGAGGCGCAGUCGUCCUUGGAUCUGGCCUCCGCGAGGAUCGGUCAACAAUGCAGACACUGGCUGACGAGGCUCUGCCAACUUUUCAGCUGCAAGCCCUCGCGCAACACAACCAAGACGCCACAUCUCGCUUUUGUCCAUUCACUGUGCUCCGCAGACCCCCUCGUUCUCCAUCUGGCUUGUUUCCUUCCAAUCGGAGAUCAAUACUAUGCAUCGUUAUUGCCUCCCAGCCGUUAGCCAUGGCCCAUCUCCAGCUUCGAGGAAACUCGGGGAGGGUGUGACGAAUCUGGUAUGGAAGAUGCAUGUCCAGGGUAACAUGAAGACCGUAUAUAUUGCUCGAAUCAGCGGAGCCGAUCACCAAAGAUGGACCCUCGAUGUCAGUCUUCCAUCUUUUUGGGGUGACCCUUCUCCGUGUAUAUCUCUUCUCCCGCCAGAAGCUCUCAUCUGAGCCUGGAGUACAUAAUUAUAUUUCUCAACAUGAUACCCCUUCGAUUCCUCCUCAGUGCCGCCCCUGUCCUUGCCUCCGCACAUGAUUUCUCCGCACCGCCGGACAGCUCCAGACAGCAAAACCCUUCGCUCGAAACACGCGGGGAAGGAUUCAUCCGCUCCCCGCUUAAUGUGCUGCCCAACCCAGCGCCACCAAAACUGAUCCGAGGCCGACAAAAUGAAGUUGCCAUUGAAAACCAGUUCACCGGAACCCGCUACGGCGUCGACAUAGAGGUCGGGACACCAGGGCAAAAACUGACGCUGGUUCUGGAUACUGGCUCGCCAGACACUUGGGUGAACCCAACAUGUGACACUGCCAAUGUGCCUGACGACUGUCGAUCGUUCCCGGUCUACGACUGGAGCAAGAGCUCAAGUCUGAACGCAACGCGCGUGACCGACAUCCUCGUGUAUGGGAAAGGGAAUGCGACAAUACAAUAUGUUAGAGAGAGUGUCAAACUUGGAGGGGCCACGGUUAGAAACCAGGUCAUCGGCGUAGCCCUCGAGUCCCACGACAUCCCCUUGGGAAUCCUUGGCCUCUCACCCCCUAUUCGAGGAGUCAACGAGUAUCCUUACAUUCUCGACACGAUGAAAGACCAAAAGUUGAUCAACUCGCGAGCCUUCAGCAUGGAUCUUAGAACCGUCGACUCCCCCGAGGGAGCGCUCAUCUUUGGCGGCGUGGACACUGGAAAAUACAUCGGAUCUCUAGCCAAGCUCCCUAUGCUGCCUCAGAACCAAACUCCAAGGGGAGCGGACAGAUACUAUGUCACCAUGAGCGGCGUGGGACUAACAUACCCCGACGGUCUAGUCGAAAGAUCACAAGAGCUUGAAGUUCCUGUUUUCCUCGAUUCGGGCGGAACACUCAGCCGACUUCCCCGACGAAUCUACCAAGCCUUCGCCUCCAGCUUCGCAGACACCCAAUAUGACCCCUCGACCGGUUUCUAUUUCCUCGACUGCAAUGUUGCUGAUCUGGAAGGCUCCAUUGACUUUUACUUUGGGGAUAAAGUGAUCAACGUGCCCUUCAACGAUUUCAUCUGGCACGUUCAGGGGUACUGCGUGCUGGGCGUGCUCCCAGAUGAUGACGGGGAGCCGGUGCUAGGAGACACCUUCCUGCGAGCGGCCUACGUGGUGUUUGAUCAAGACAACAGAAACUUGCACCUGGCUCAGGCGGCGAAUUGUGGAAGCAACAUCAUUGCCAUCAGCACGGGGCCAGAUGCUGUGCCCAGUGCGACAGGCCGGUGCACGGCACCGCCUCCAAGACCGACGUCUGGGAACAAUAAUCUGGAUGUCACUGCUGAACGUGGCCCUACGGCGACCUUCACCGGUGUGGGCCCCACAGGUAUCGAUAUCGGGCCCGGCCCAGUGGCCACAAGGGUGAGCGGGACGGGCCCGCUGGGUAUCAACCCAACCGGACAGUCUAAGGCUUAUUCCCUCAAAAUUGAUGUAUGGAAAGCUGUUGUGGGAGCUUUGGUGGUGGGGUUAAUCAUGUAGUUGCGGGUUAUCGUCGUUGAUAUAGCAGUGUACAUAAGACUUGGCGAGGAGAGAUAGACGGCUGGGUUUGGGUUCCUUUAGAGCAUGCGCGGCGUUCAGGGCUUAGGGGCGAGUUUGUAUUCCAACUUUGAUUUCGAUUGUGCGUCUGCUCGAUUCACUAUUUCAAGGCAGCUAACAGCGAC